AUGCGGUGCGCGAACAAGGCAGCUGAGAGCGCGUCUGCACGUCUCUGUGCAGACGCCGAAGCAGAAACCGCUGCAACAGAUGUGUCAUCGGUUGCUAAAGCUUCUCAGCUUGUAUCACUUGGUGAUGCAGACGCUCGUCAUGAAGACACUUAUGUAUUCAAAGAGUAUGAGAUCGGUGUCUCAUACUCUUCUAAUACGGAAGACGGAUCCGUAUCGAAGGCGAUCGAAUCCAAGCCGCCUGCCAAGCGUGGCACGGAUGAUGCUACGCGUCGUAGCAUCUUUGGUUCGUCUGACGAAUCAGAUGAACCAUCGCCAAAGCGAAGACGCUCGAGAUCGCAAGACUCGGGCGCUCACAGUGGUGUCGGUUCUCCAAUUGACACCACUUCGCAGCGAGGUGCCAGUACUUCUGUCGGCACGUCGCGGAAGAGCGGGACCGCAGUGUGUUGCGUCUCGCUCCUGAAAAAGAAAGCAUGGCUGCCUCCAAUGUCAGUCAUGGAUCGCUUUUCGGCGACGACAAGUGAUCGCUAUCGAGCACGAUUGUUCGAUUCAUCCAUCACCUUGACCCCAGUGCGAAAGACUAUCGCACUGAGCAUGAGUUCUUCAUCGAUGCUUUCUUUAACCAUUGAUGGUACAGUGGGAAUCACAAACGUGAUGGUCCCUCACUGCUUAUAG
This is a messenger RNA of Peronospora matthiolae, 672 nucleotides long. Lineage: Eukaryota; Oomycota; Peronosporomycetes; Peronosporales; Peronosporaceae. The record is from the annotation of a GenBank genome assembly.